Leptosomus discolor (cuckoo roller) is the source of this 1064-nucleotide messenger RNA. NCBI's taxonomy places the organism in Eukaryota, Metazoa, Chordata, Aves, Leptosomiformes, Leptosomidae. The record is from RefSeq and is a predicted model, not a curated record.
AUCUAUGUAGUGAGAGUUUUGAGGGAAGGGCAAGUUGAGCCAACAUUUGUCUUCCGAACAUUUGACGAGUUCCAGGAGCUCCACAACAAACUUGGCAUUCUCUUUCCUCUGUGGAAGUUACCAGGCUUUCCUAAUAAGAUGGUUCUGGGAAGAACACAUAUAAAAGAUGUAGCAGCUAAAAGAAAAGUGGAGCUCAACAGCUACAUACAGAGUCUGAUGAACAGUUCUUCGGAGGUGGCAGAAUGUGAUCUUGUUUAUACUUUUUUCCAUCCAUUACUUCGUGACGACAAAGUGGAAGGAAUAGAAGGAAUAGCCAGACCGACAGAUUCAAGUCCAUCAAGUCCUACCUCAGGCAAAGUGGGAGGAGAAGUGAAGCUAUCCAUAUCAUAUAGAAAUAGCACUCUAUUUAUCAUGGUGAUGCACAUUAAAGACCUGGUUACAGAAGAUGGUGCAGAUCCAAAUCCCUAUGUAAAAACAUACUUACUUCCAGAUACGCACAAAACAUCGAAACGCAAAACCAAAAUAUCCCGGAAGACAAGAAAUCCAACUUUCAAUGAAAUGCUUGUGUACAGUGGAUAUAGCAUGGAGACUCUGAAGCAGAGAGAACUUCAGUUAAGUGUGCUCAGCGCGGAAUCAUUACGUGAGAACUUUUUCUUGGGUGGAAUUACACUCUCACUGAAGGACUUCAACUUGAGCAAGGAGACCGUUAACUGGUAUCGACUAACUGCUGUACCUUAUCUGUGAACUCAUGUCUACACCCGAGUAAGACCAAAACAAUUGUAUUCACUUGUGCUUUGUGCGUCUUCCUACUUGAAGAUAACUGUACAUCUUAAAAUAAGAGACUCUGCAUUUCAACAGAUAUGUUGGACCAAUGUUUAUGUAGCCUAAUUUGGAGGAUUUCUAGAAAAUCUGGUUUGUGCUUAUGUGAUGUUAUCAAAGCAUCACUGUAAAUGUUUAAGAGUUGCAGAUCAAGGAAGGGGUUUUAAACCAUCCAUGAAAGUGAGAUGAACAGUUUGACCAUGCUGGUAGGUUAAACCAUAACUUAUCAUUGGGCCUGUGGAUAU